Messenger RNA from Otolemur garnettii (small-eared galago), 797 nucleotides. RefSeq names its product stratifin (gene SFN). Gene Ontology annotation, biological process: signal transduction. Gene Ontology annotation, cellular component: cytoplasm. Gene Ontology annotation, molecular function: protein kinase binding. Lineage: Eukaryota; Metazoa; Chordata; Mammalia; Primates; Galagidae. The transcript has a single exon. The record is from RefSeq and is a predicted model, not a curated record. Bases 51 to 797 code for a protein of 248 amino acids.
GUGCAGAGGCAGCCAGUUAGCCCGCCGCCCGUCUAUCUGUCCCCAGAGCCAUGGAGAGAGCCAGUCUGAUCCAGAAGGCCAAGUUGGCAGAGCAGGCCGAACGCUAUGAGGACAUGGCAGCCUUCAUGAAGGGCACUGUGGAAAAGGGUGAGGAGCUUUCCUGUGAAGAGCGGAACCUGCUCUCAGUGGCCUACAAGAACGUGGUGGGUGGCCAGAGGGCUGCCUGGAGGGUCCUGUCCACCAUUGAGCAGAAGAGCAAUGAGGAAGGUUCAGAAGAGAAAGGCCCUGAGGUGCGAGAGUACCGAGAGAAGGUGGAGACUGAGCUCCGGGGCGUGUGUGACACUGUGCUGGGCCUGCUGGACAGGUACCUCAUCAAGGAGGCUGGGGACGCCGAGAGCCGGGUUUUCUACCUGAAGAUGAAGGGUGACUACUACCGCUACCUGGCUGAGGUGGCCACCGGGGACGACAAGAAGCGCAUCAUUGACUCAGCCCGGGCAGCCUACCAGGAGGCCAUGGACAUCAGCAAGAAGGAGAUGCCACCUACCAAUCCCAUCCGCCUGGGCCUGGCCCUGAACUUUUCUGUCUUUCACUAUGAGAUUGCCAAUAGCCCAGAGGAGGCCAUCUCGCUGGCCAAGACCACUUUUGAUGAGGCCAUGGCUGACCUGCACACCCUCAGCGAGGACUCCUACAAAGACAGCACCCUUAUCAUGCAGCUGCUGCGAGACAACCUGACACUGUGGACAGCUGACAACGCCGGGGAAGAGGGGGGCGAGGCUCCAGAGGAGACCCAGAGCUGA